UUUACUCCAAAAAAUUUUACAUUUUAUCAUGACUAUCAAAAAGGAGAUGCUUCAAGAAGAAAUGCCUAAUAACCAAUUCAAUAAAUUGUGUAUGGAAGAAUUAAAAAUCGGUGCCAAAUUUACACCGAACCAAUAUGCCGAACUUAUUCUUGGACAUCUUGUGCAGAAUAAACCAAUACAGGCAAAGUUUUGUUAUACACGUGCAGUAGAACGAAUUGAAGGAUCUAAUGAGCUGAUAAAGCAAGUUUGGGCUUUUGGUCAGCACAUAUACACUAAAAGACUUGUUGAGGCGCUCGGAGCUUGUAAAAAUACGCGUCUAGAUGAUCAAUCGCUUCAACACUAUGUUAUCGAAAUUCGGAACAGACUUGUCGCCAAGCUGCUUGAACUUAUUGCACGAACUUAUACAUCAUUAAGCUUGAAGAAGUUUUCAGAAGUAAUGUGUUUAGCGGACGAUAGAGAAACAAGCGAGUUGCUAAUUCGUUGCAUGUGGCCUGUUAAAAAUGCGGGCUUAUACAAGACUCUUUCUGAUUUAUGCAAUCUUAAAUAUGGGCCCGCCGAUUCAGACACAAGUGAAGCAAAUUACAACAAAAUUUUGGGGCAGAUUAAUUUGGAGAACCUCGCGGCAAUUGUGAAAAGUUCGGUCUUUUUUGACGCGAUGGAGACAACAAAUCCUAUAAACGGAUCUGGAGGAAAUACGAACAAUUAA
Meloidogyne enterolobii is the source of this 706-nucleotide messenger RNA. Lineage: Eukaryota; Metazoa; Nematoda; Chromadorea; Rhabditida; Meloidogynidae. The record is from the annotation of a GenBank genome assembly.